This is a messenger RNA of Dunckerocampus dactyliophorus (ringed pipefish), 6415 nucleotides long. RefSeq names its product tetraspanin-8-like. The coding region runs from base 5261 to 6082 and encodes 273 amino acids. Lineage: Eukaryota; Metazoa; Chordata; Actinopteri; Syngnathiformes; Syngnathidae. The transcript has 11 exons. Gene Ontology annotation, cellular component: membrane. The record is from RefSeq and is a predicted model, not a curated record.
UCUAGUUGCAGAAAUGUGGAAAUUGUGCGCCAUACCUGAGCGAGGGAGUAGACUCCUUGUUGUUCUUCUUGCUCUGUCACGACAUGGAUCUGGAAAAGCAGCAGAAGCUCAGAGCUAAUGCUCCUGGCACAGUUGCAAUGCACAAACCACCUGUAACUGUGCCGAUUCUUUUUGAAAUUCGUCUUAACAUGUAAAAGCAAUUUAGUGGCAGUCAAUGCUUAGCGCUAACUUCACCAUCCUCGGGAGCCUCACUCCAUACCCAAAUUUACCUGAGCUGUGCUGUUUCUCUCAUCAUCAAAAUGGCCAAAUCAACUGUAACUGUGCUGAUUCUUGUUGAAAAAUAUGUCAAAAUGAAUACUAAAAACCUAACUCCAUACCCGGGCUCAGAGCUAAUCCUUCUCGCAUUUUAAUGCUCAAACAAACAUUCAUUUAAUUUUGAUAAUUUCCGUAAAAAAUGUACUGCAAUGUUGCAAAAUAUGAGCAUAACAACAUGUGAAAGCAGUUUGCAACAGUUAGGACUUAGCGCUAACCUUAACAUCUUCAGGAACCUCACUCCGUACCCAAUUUUACCUGAGCUGUGCUGUUUUGUUUAUAUAAGUUUAUAUGAUACUAAGACCCUAACUCCAUACCCAAGCUCAGAGCUAAUGUUUCUAACAUUUAAAUAUCUAACCUUUAUGGGGGGGGGAUUUUAAUCAAAUGUUUUAUUUUGUUGCAAAAUACAAGCACACUGCGUGUGGAAGCAGUUUGUGACGGGCACGCUAACUUUACCAUCCUCGGGAACCUCACUGCAUGAAUCUAUUGUUACCUUAGCAGUGCUGCUUUCCUGGUUGUCGUCCAUGUAGUCUGCUCCCUGCAUCCACACCAGGUCCCCUUGUCGCACACCGUGCCCCAGUGUGGCUAACCUGUGUGCCACAGCCUCAUUCCAAACUCUGCAUGAUUUAAAAAAAUAAAAAAAAAAAAAAGCUGAUGGAUUAGCAGAAACAGGCUGGGAUCAUGUAAUGAUGUUCCCUGCGGCUAACCUGCUACAGUAGGCGUGUGGAUAGAAGACUCUCAUGCCGUGCGGAAGGCUGAGCCAGGCUUUGGCACAACCUUCUGGACCGGUACCGUAGCGGUUCAGCGCACGGAGCAUGAGGCGCUCCCUGGCUUUGGACACGGGCAUUAGCGCCAAGGACUCCUUAGCAUUAUCUGUAAGGUGGAGAUUGGUGGAUUGCAUCCAAAAACGUCUCAGGAAGCAACUUUCAGAUCACCUUUGAGUGUUUUCUAUCCUGACAGGAGUAAGUGAGAGGUUAGUGUUGCGUCAGCUCUCACCAGUCUGGAGGAAGUGUCUCUUUGCUUGGCUCUGAGGAUCAUCGCCAUCGUCGGGACUGAAGAACAAACGGACGGCAGUCACCUGAAAUCAAAACAAAGCCAAUUGGGUCGACAGGUCGCUCAUGAAUGUGGAGUCACUUCCGGUUGGCGAAGUGUGUGUGUGGGCUUCCCAGCAUGCCUUGUGGGUUAAAAACUGGUAUUGUUCUGCAUGUAUACAAAUAUGUGAGCGUCGAGCGCCGAACUAACCCCAUUGGUUGUUUGUUUUAAAAACAAAAUGCCACUGCUGUAAAAAGUCACAUUUGGAGUCCGAAGACCAGAAGCGAGGCGGAUAACUCUAGCUAGCGAGCUAGCUGGCUGCUGUCAGUGACAGCUGGGCGGAGCGUGUAAACAAAGAUGCAAGAAAAGUCGAACGGCAAGAGGUUUGAUAAGGGAGUAAUCAAACACGCUGGCAUGGAUUGGCGUAGCCUGUGGCAAGCUGAAGCCAUUGAGGUUUUAUAGACUUGUUUUGAUUCUCGCGGCAAUACGGGACAAAGUGUGUCCCGUGUCAGCCCAAAACGGGUGUUGGUGACGCAGCACACAAUGUACAGUUUGCCGCCGCAUGCCCACCAUUUUUUUUGUGAUCGGACGAUAUUGAUCGGUGGCAGGGUGCCUAGUACAGUUCAGUCGUGUGUUCCGCUUGUGUUGCUAAUGCUGUUGUGUUGUUUUUGGUUGCACCGUGAGUCAGGGGUCGGUAAGCUCCUGUUGGUUUGUGAUGUGCGAUUAAGGGUGCAAAUAUUGAGCUGAUUCAUGCAUGUAAAGAACGCCUCCUCAAGCGAAGUUGAAGUUUGUCUCACACUAUUUUCUGUGCAACUCAAGCUUUGACAAUGCAGGGCAAAUGUGAUGUUUUCUCUACCAAUAAAUGACCAAAUUAUGGACAUUAUAAGCAGAAAAUGGCGGAUUUUCCUCCAAAUAAAAAUCUGUUUUGAUCACAAAUCUGCAAAGUAGUGGGAUGGUGAAUGUAUGGGGAUCCAGUUCAUUUCAAACAUAAGACUCACCAUGUCUUCUUGGAGUAGAGCCAGGCCGACGUGAUCCGACUGAACACCUUGCCCGGUUCCGAACCUCUGCGGCCCGUAAUAGUUGACGAAACCUCUGGCCUACACACAAAAAACCCAACCAAGAUGUGAACAAGGUGACAAGCAGUGCUGCACGGUUCCAGCCGACAUCUUCAUACCUUCACAUUCUCCAAUGCUUCUUCCACCAACGUUGCAAGAUGACGCUGUUUUUCAGCACCGGUGUGAGCGUCAUCGGCGCCGUGUGGUCUUACAUUCCGGACCACCAGGUCAAAGUGGUUACCUUGGAGGCGCCCCAGCUUCAGGGGCUCGGCCACAGAGCGUAUUUGAGAAAGACGCAUCCCUCUUUUCUCAAACUCCGCCCUCUUCUCCAUCAACCUAGUGAGAAAGCACGUGUUUUGUCUUCACUUGUGGACCCCAGUGGGCAGUAUUCACCUCACAGGCUUGCUGUUACCGUUGAGGCGAGACCUUCUUGACCACCAUGGACUGGUAGGUGACCGCUCGCUUAUCUUUGAUGCCAGCGUAGGUGAAGUCUGACGGGAGGACGCCCAGUGUUGCCGCCAUGUAGCUGAUAGCCUCCAGAGUCUCCAGGUUUUCCUUACACAAAGUGAACGCUGAAAAAAUAGCAAAGUGAGGCACCAUGCAAGAGAGAGUGCGCUGUUUUGGAAUCUUUUUCUAACCUGUGUAAACGUCCUCCUCUUUCCGCUCAUCUGCGGUCCGUUUCUUGGGUCUGCCUCGCUCCCUCAGCCGCACCGAGAUGGCCGUCCUCUCCUGUUCGCCAAAGCUCUUCGUCUCCACCAGUUUCCCAAAGCGGCGGUUCAGGAAAUGGUGCACGGCCGUGCGGUGCUCCUUGUUGUCGUCCGGAUGAAACGUGUAGGACGAGUCCUGCACUUUGGCGUCGAUGAACCUGAAGAAGUCCUCCGCCUCUUCUUCGGUGACCAGCUGGGACAGCUCCCUGUAGUCCGGGUCCUCCCUCACCCUGAUCUCCGGCUGAAUGGUGACAGUCAUGAGAAAAGGGAAGCGGUGUCGGACGGCUCGGUGGACAUUGGCGCGCUGGUAUUUGUCAGUAAAGGAGCCCAGGGAGAGCUCCUUGUUGCCUGGAGUUUCACCUUCCUCCUCCAUCACAUCAUCUCGGAGACUCACCACAAACUGCUCCAGCUGCUCACUCACUGCCGGACCCAAAAUCAUGCUCAAGUCCAAGCUGUCUGGGCUGGAUAUGGUCAAAUCGAACCUACAAUCUGCUGAGAAGGCAUGAUGAUCCUCUGCUCCCUGAAAGUCCUGUUUACAUCUACUACUGACCUUUUCUGAGCAGUGAGGAGCCGGAGUGGGUGCUGCUGUAUUGACUUGCUGUCCAUGGAUGUCUAUUUCGGUCACCACGAAGUCUUUGAUCAACUUUUUAAUGCUUCCAAGAAAACCCUCGUGGCUUGAUACAAAGCACACGGGAAGACUGGCAGCAUCACCGUCCUGCUUCAUUGUCACUUAACGAAUAAACCCCGGAGCAAAACGCAGCCAAUAUGCAGUAACUUGCUGAUGGAAACAACGGUCUUUACUACUGCAGACACGCUAGGAAGCUAAUAGCGACAGACGCUUCAUAUCUGACAAAAAAGCCGUAACGACACAACUGUCAACACCACAUAAAUGCUCAGGAGUACCAAAGCUAGCGAUUAGUGCCUACCGAAAUAAUAGACGUUGUCAAAUAAUAACGAAAAGGCGCAGGUGUCAAUGAAGUGAGGAGCGCGUAUUUUCGAGUAGCCCGCUUGUGGCACGUAAACAAAACAACACAGCACGCUGGAGCAGCUACUUCCUGGUCAUGUGACAUGUCACGUGAGUUCAUGUUCUUAAAGUGACACCAUCGCUUCUCGCACGAUUCACUUAUACAACAUGAUGAUUGUAACUGUUUUAAAUUUUAUGAAUUAUUGUGGUCUCAACAUUGGAUGUUGAGUGAUUUUACGCAAGAAAGAGUCAUUUAAAUGCCUAAAUUGUUAACACUGCAAGGCUUGUGCCAGGGGUGUCCCAAGUGCAGCAUGCUAAACAUUUGUGGCCCGGGGAACAUUGUAGAAAUAAAAUGUUUUUAAAAAGUAUUCUAAAAAACGCACAAUGUAAAAAGAAAAACAAAAAUGUUGAUACUCAUAACCUAUAAUAACACAAAGUUUUGUCUUUAAAUAUACGGUAUGUAUUUUUUAGCCUUUUUCUAGAACUAUGAACACCAAUGUUUUAAACAAUUCCAAGAAGUAUCCUAAUUGGAACAGCAUGUCGUCGAGUAUUGAUCCAACCUUGAAUGAACUAAAAGAAGUCAAAACAACGGAUUGGCUCGUCACUGUUGAGCUGGAAGAGGUUAAAGGUCGCCUGCAGUGAGUCCAAAAACAACCCAGCAGGCAGGAAUGCUCGAGAUACAGACAUUUCUCCAAGGUGAAGGUCCGUUUCCUGACCCAAAACACUUGCAUAACGUCCCCUAAAACUUCCUCCUCCUCCACACUGCAUGUUGAUCACAUUAAUGCUGCGUUGCUUCCAACCAACUGACUUGGACCUUUUCCCAGAGGGAGAUGGUGGGGGUAAAACGAGAAUAAUAUCUGCAAAGUACAUUUAAGGACGGCGUGUUAUCUUGCUCAUUUCACAAUGGGUGGGAUUCUCAAAUAAAAAGAAGCCUCUGUAAGAAGGGGGCGUGCAUGUGUGUACAGUGCAAAUAUUUCCCUUGUGCAGUCAAAAAUAAUGAAAGCAAAUGCUCUCAAAUUCUUACUGUGUAAGCAAGACGGUGAGGAAACGGGAUACGAGCCUGGAAGCAUGUGGAAAUCUGGCCUCCAUUGUUUAUGUGAGCGUGACACGUACAGGAGUCGACGGAAUGUUGCACAGAUGGAGCAGCAGGGACUCUGCGCAACCUUUCUGGGAGGACGCCAGGGGACAAAAUGGGGAAAGUGAACAUUUGGGUGAAAAGGAGUUUCAUAGUUGUGGCAAGUCUGAUGGCGGUCAUUGGUGCGGUGAUGUUGGCAGGCAUUCUCUUCAUACAUGGUCACUACCACCGUGAUGAGGAGAUCGAGGACAUGAUCGUGGGCAUACGUGCCGUGUACACGCUUGCCGUCAUCAUGCUGUUAUUGCCCGUUGUUGGCUUGUAUGGCGUCUGCAAGGAGAAGAAAUGGAUGAUCAUUGUGUUCACAGUUGGAGUCAUCCUAUGCAGCCUUUUUGUGUUUUACAUUGGCAUGGGCCUGCUGUUUGUGCGCCCGACGAUGAGGAAAGCCAUCAACAUGUAUUACAUGGGCAUACAGCCAUUGAGCAACGCCACUGACGCAGAUCUCAAGAUUAUGCACGAAACGCAAAAAGAAUUGGAAUGUUGUGGGGUGCAGCAGGGCUACCAAGAGUGGGGUUAUGACGUCCCAGAGUCAUGCUUGUGCGCUGACAACUCCACCAGCGCAUGUGUGGCCGCUCCAAAGAACAGCAGCCUGUCCGAGGGCACGGACGACCCUGUCAUGAUUUAUGAAGAGGCUCGUACAUCGUUACACAGCACUAUCACACCGUGUCUUCCAGUCGUCAUCCAAAAUUUAGACCUGGCCAUGGACGUUGCGGCGGGUAUCUCGGUGGCGUUGACUUUACUUUGGACACUGGCCUGUGUGCUGAGUAUUGUCAUCUUGUGUCAGCUCAAACCCAAGAAGGACACACACGCCGUGGCUUACAGUCGAGAGGCCAAAACCGGCAACUACGCCGUCCUCACUGAGCCUGCGGAGCUCAGCUGAGCGGAGCACUGCGAAGCCAGUUUAGUGGGUUCGCGAGGGUAUCCUGGAGCCUAUCCAGAGCUGACUCCGGGGCGAAAGGCGGGGUACAGCCAGGACCGGUCGCCAGCCAAUCACAGGGCACAUGUAGACAAACAACCAUUCACACUUGCUUUUAACUUAACAAAAUAUACAAUAGAAAAUAUAUACAACAAUACCAUGCUUUGCUUUUUUUUGUAAAUGCAUUUGCAUUGUGUGUGAGUUUUGCAUGUCAUGAAAUCACAUGACGAGGUUCAGCUUUGUUGUUUGUAUAAUUCUGUUCUUAUUAUUUUGUGUGAAUAAAAUUGUUGCCUUUUU